CACAAAUGGGGUGGGCUUCUCCUUGCUGGGUAGCCCGGCCUGCUGUGCAGCCUCAAGGUUCCACCUCAUGUAAACUUGUAGGGCAGCCGCUGCUAUCAUACCUGGCGCUGGGCACCGAGGUAUUGCUGCCGAGUUCUGUUGGGAGGGGAAUCGGCCCCAGCUCCGGGCCCCGUGUCACUCUGCAUCGCCACCUCGGCCCGGCCCAGGCUUCUGCACUCCAUUGCAGGCCUUGUCCUGGAAAAGGUUAGUACUAGGCGGCAUGUCCGUCUCAGCCCUGCCUCCUCCAGGACGAGGGGGCCUAUAGAGGGUCUGGGAAGAAGGUGGUGGUGACGGCAGCUGUCACCGUCUGGCCAGGCGCCAGACAGGGCUGCUCUGAGAGCCCCCAGCCAUCUCUGCUCCGCCGUCACGCCUGAGCCGUGCCUGCUUUUCGGGGAGAGCGGACUGGUACUCAAGGGAAACAGCUGUACGACGGGAAAAGGGACUGCCGUGAAGCUUAUUUGAAGUUCGUCUCGUCUACAGAGGAGUGCAUUAGUGUCGAGCAGUCAGGAGAGGGUGGCCUGUCCUGGUCGGCUCGACCACAGACGCCUGCAUUUCAAGAGUCGGACGGGAAGCGGGAGGUGCAGGCAGGCCCUCCGGCUGCUAGGGGAGGCCAAGCCAGGCCCCCAGGCGCCAUGCGGGCAGCUGCCCCUCCCCGGUGACCCCGGGCAGGCGGGACGCCGGACAAUCCCGCCUCCACGCCCCACCGUCCCCGCUGCGGCCCGAGUGCGGGCGAGCCCGCGUCCCCGCGCCGACUCCGCAGCUGUAUUUCGGACGCAGGCCUCUGGCCGGGGCGGACGGCGCGAGGAGGGUCCGGCCAGGAUGGACCCCGCCCUCCGGACGGGUCACCCAAAGCCCUAGGGUCCUCAGCGGGCGGGUCGUCCCUCGGGCGCAGAAUCUGACAAAUGGGGCUGCAUCUGUCAGGCGCCCCCGAUCGGACCCUUUCCUGCCAGGAAGCCGGCCCGGGACGGAGCUGGAGAGGCCCGGCCCAGUGCCCGCAAGAGGAGUCGCGGCGGUCCGCCCACUUCCGGAUUAUGAAACCACGCCCACUUCCGAGCGGGGAACCACGCCGGCUUCCGGGUGGGCGGGGCGGGGUCUGCGCACCCGCCCCUCCCGGCGGUCCUCUGCGCGUGCGUCUGUCCGUCCGUCCGUCUGUCCAUCCGUCAGUCCAUCCAUCCCCUGACCUGUCACACGCUCGGCCGGGCCUGCUCGGAGCCGCUCCCAUCAUGGGCUGUGGAGCCGGCGGGAGCUGCACGCCGCGCCCGCCCAUCCGCCAGCAGCCGGCACCAGAAACCCGCGUGGUCGCUGUGGUCUUCCUCGGCCUCCUGCUGGACCUCCUGGCCUUCACCCUGCUGCUGCCCCUGCUGCCUGGGCUGCUGGAGAGCCACAGCCGUGCCCACGACCCGCUCUACGGCUCCUGGCAGCGCGGGGUGGACUGGUUUGCAGCAGCCAUAGGGAUGCCAGCGGAGAAGAGAUACAACAGCGUCCUGUUCGGAGGUCUGAUCGGCUCCGUUUUCUCGCUCCUGCAGUUCCUCUCAGCACCACUCACAGGGGCCGUGUCUGACUGCCUGGGGAGGCGCCCGGGGAUGCUGCUGUCCCUGGCAGGUGUGGCCACCUCGUACGCCGUGUGGGCUGGCUCGAAGAGCUUUGCGGCCUUCCUGGCCUCCAGGGUGAUAGGCGGCAUCAGCAAGGGGAACGUUAGCCUCUGCACCGCCAUCGUUGCCGACCUGGGCUCACCGUCUGCCCGCAGCAAGGGCAUGGCAGUCAUCGGGGUGGCCUUUUCUCUGGGUUUCACUCUGGGCCCCACCCUGGGAGCCUUCCUGCCCUCGGAGAUGGUGCCUUGGCUGGCCCUGCUCUUUGCCAUCUCUGACUUGCUGUUCAUCUGGUGCUUCUUGCCAGAGACGCUGCCCCCAGAGAAGCGGGCACCCUCCAUCACCCUGGGGUUCCGGGCGGCCGUGGACCUGCUCAGCCCUCUGGCCCUGCUCCGCUUCUCGGCUGUGGCGCGGGGCCCAGACCCGCCCACUGGAGUCAGUAAGGAGCGGGCGCUGGCGGGUGGGGCUGGGGGUCCCUCAGGCCACCUUGGGGGCUGCAUGCAGGUCAGGGCCGCAGCCCCUCCUCGCUGCCCCCCAGGGCUUGGCAGCCUGCGCGGCCUGGGCCUGGUCUACUUCCUCUACCUGCUCCUGUUCUCGGGCCUGGAGUUCACGCUCAGCUUCCUGGUGCACCAGCGCUUCCAGUUCAGCAGGGUAGAACAGGGGAAGAUGUUUUUCUUCAUCGGUCUCACCAUGGCCACCAUCCAGGGAGCCUAUGCCCGGCGGAUCCGCCCUGGCAGGGAGAUCGCGGCUGUGAAGCGGGCCAUCCUGCUGCUCGUCCCUGCCUCCCUCUUCGUCGGCUGGGGACACACGCUGCCCAUCCUGGGCCUGGGGCUGCUCCUCUACUCCUGGGCCGCAGCCGUCGUGGUCCCCUGCCUGUCCUCCGUGGUCGCCGGCUACGGCUCGCCCCGGCAGAAGGGCACGGUCAUGGGCACGCUGCGGAGCCUGGGCGCCCUGGCCAGGGCCGUGGGGCCCGUGGUGGCCGCCUCAGCGUACUGGCUGGCCGGCGCCCGCGUCUGCUCCACCGUGUGCGCGGCGCUCUUCCUGCUCCCCUUCUCCAUCCUGCGGACCCUGAACCCCGCGGCGCGGACACUCAAGGCCGAGUAGCUGGGCCGCCCGCCUGCGGUGAUGUGAGGGCGGGAGACUGCGCGGGUAAGGGGGUCCUGGGCCAGGCCAGCUCCCCGCUGCCCGCCUGACCCCCUCCGGCCCCCUGCCCCCCGCCCCCGGGGCCUGGGACUUGCAGCUCCAGGGUGCGAGACACUCAGGCAUGGACCUGCCUGUCAGGAUCAGACUGAAGCCUUCCAGACUUUGUCUUCAGUUCUCAGCGACACAGGGCCUCAGCUCAGCCUCAGAAUGACAAAGCAGCUGUUACACACCCAGUGCCUUCCUGCAGCGCACACCCCGUCCCCCCGCACCCUGGAGGGCUCCAGGGACCAGGGGCAGCAGCCGGAGUGACAGCUGUUCCAGCUGCACAGACCACAGGGUGCCAGGCUCUGCCCAGCCGUUUCCCUUCUACCCCGGGGUUGGGGGGAGGCCGCCUGGCGUCCCUCCCCUUGCCCAGGGCCCUGGCCGGAAGCGCCCAACGCCGCCCUCUGGGGAAGGACAGGCAGACGCCUGGGGCAGGGUGCUCUUCAGACAGAGUGACCCCCCCCCACCCCCCCCCCCCCGCCCGGCCCAAAGUGACACGCUCUGAUCAGGAGAUAAGCGCUCACUUUGGAAUCUUUGGAACAGUAAACUUACCAAGUCCUAUUUUAAAGGAGCAAACAAAAGGAAUUAAGAUGCGAGACUGCUUCCCAAGGUUAGACAAGGAAACUGCGUAAAGAAUUUUAUUUGUGAGUAAAACAUGUUACAAUGAAGAAAGGCCAUAGGACCUGUCCUCCCAAGCCUGUGUCUGUAUAUGCAACUAAACUUCAUGUUGAGAUACAAAGAGUUAAAAUAAACUACAAAAAUGAAA
This is a messenger RNA of Capra hircus (goat), 3579 nucleotides long. RefSeq names its product major facilitator superfamily domain containing 10 (gene SLC75A1). Gene Ontology annotation, biological process: transmembrane transport. The transcript has 12 exons. Bases 942 to 2732 code for a protein of 596 amino acids. The record is from RefSeq and is a predicted model, not a curated record. Gene Ontology annotation, cellular component: brush border membrane. Gene Ontology annotation, molecular function: transmembrane transporter activity. NCBI's taxonomy places the organism in Eukaryota, Metazoa, Chordata, Mammalia, Artiodactyla, Bovidae.